Messenger RNA from Cottoperca gobio, 4122 nucleotides. RefSeq names its product major facilitator superfamily domain containing 6-like (gene mfsd6l). Lineage: Eukaryota; Metazoa; Chordata; Actinopteri; Perciformes; Bovichtidae. The transcript is spliced from 2 exons. The coding region runs from base 226 to 2049 and encodes 607 amino acids. The record is from RefSeq and is a predicted model, not a curated record. Gene Ontology annotation, cellular component: membrane.
ACGCCGUUAGGGGGCGCUGCCGUCGCGGAAAACGCUCUCAGGUGUAAACGCCGACACAAAAGUGCGUUCAGCGUCCAGACGGUAACAGGUGCCCUCCGUCAAAACACAAAAGAUACCAAAUCAUGGAUGUAAUGCAGGAGUUCGAGGUGAAAGAUGACCGGUAGAAAAGUGUAGAGAAGAGUGUGCGAGGCAGAGGUCUAAAAGUUUAAACCCGCAAGGCGCUCCAUGUCAAAAAAGAUCAGGAGAGACCGCAAGCUGCCAAUCAUGAAGAGGAACAAGCAGAUCGACAUCCAGCGAGCUCUCGCUCUGGCCGGCACCUUCAACUUCCUGUGCUCCUGUGCCCGAGCCUGCCUACUCCCCUUCCUCACCCUGUACUUCAGACAGCGGGGUCUGACUCCUGCGAUGACGGGCAUCAUCAUGGGCACCAAGCACCUCGUAGGGCUGGCCUGGAGUCCCGUGGCGAGCAUGCUCUCCAAACACUACAACAAGAGGAGAGUGGUGAUAAACGGCUCUCUCGUGUGUUCGGCAGCAGCGGCUCUGCUUCUGCUGUUCAUCCCGCCUGCAGAUGUGCACGCACAGACCGGCAACUGUAAAAUGUCUGAUCUGAGCAGCAGUCAAAGUCUGGGUCUCAUGAGCAGCGCUGCACCUUCCACAUCAGCUAGAACUCAGCCUAAACUCAACACAGCUCCUGUUUCUCAUACUGCUGUCACUUUCCCUGCAAAGACACUCGCUGAUAAUAAAUCUGCUUCUGUUUUGAUGAACCAAACUUCACUUUAUCAACAUAAUGAACCCCAUCGUCAGUCGUCACAAGAAAAUGUCAGUGCUGCAGAACCAAACAUCAGCAGCUCCAUCGUGCACCACAACAUCAGCUCCUCAGCAGCGAGGAAUAAGAGGUCAGAAGAACAGCAAGGGGGAAAGAUGACUGAGGAAGAGAAAAAAGAGAGCCACUUUGAAUUUCUGGGCAGCCUUAAGAUGAUGGACCCUCAACACCAGCUCUUCUUCCUGAUCCUCAUCAUUGUGUCUGUGUGGGAGUCAGCGGCUGCCCCUCUGGAGUGGACGGCAGACGACGGCCUAUACGAGUAUCUCGACUUCGCGGAUGCUUCGGACCGCUACAGCAGCACCGCUGUGUGGGGUUUGCUUGGAGCGGCGUGCGGAGUUGGAGGAGCGGGUUUGCUGGUGAGCCAGUUAAACUGUCUCGUAGCUGGUCAGUUCCCCAGAAGCGUGGCGCAUUUCUACUGCUACGCUUGUAUGGCAGCUCUGGCUCUGCCUGCGGCCGCAUACCUGCCUCUCUACCUGAAUAAGAAGCGAGACAGGGCCAACGCGCUCCUCAAAGCCGUGCAGCUGGUGCAUGGCUCCCCCCACGCUCUGCUCUGCGCCGCCACCACCCUGCUGGUCGGGGCAGCGGGCUCGGCCGUGGAUAACUUCCUCCUGUGGCAGAUGCAGGAUCAUGGGAGCAGCGAGCUGCACAUGGGGCUGUCUCUCGCCCUCGCUCUGCUCUCACAGGCCACCUUCCCUCUGCUGGCCGGCCGGGUGUCCAAGCUCCUCAGCCCGGGAAGGGUGCUAGUCGUGGGGGUUGCGAGUCUCGGGUUGCAGUGCUUCUAUUACUCCUUCCUAUGGGGGCCGUGGGCCGCCAUGCCCGCUCAGGUGUUGAGCUGUUUCAGCAGCGGAGCCCUCUGGUGGGCUGUGAAGGUCCAGUGUGAGGAAGUGGCCACGCCAGGGGCGGAGAGGAGUGUGAGGAGGGUCUACAGCACAUUUUCUCUAUACCUGGGGAGCGGGCUGGGGAGCUUCGCAGGAGGGUUUGUGGUCCAGAGGUUCGGCCUGCCGUGGCUGUUCAGAGGAGUGGCAGUGGGUGUGAUGCUGUGGUGUCUGUGUCUGCCUCUGCUCCAGUGGAGAGCCCCCCGCAAGUGCAGGAUUAACUAUUCUCGCCUUUUGGCGGCUGAUGCAAGUGAAGCCAGCGACUCUGACUCUGAGCAGGAGAGAGACUGGCUUGAAAAAGCAAUGGAAGACGACAGAAGCAAUAACAAGUAUGGGAGGAGGAUAAACCACUGAACUCCACAGGGAUGGAGGGCAUUUACCUUUACAAAAUCAAAUCAUUGCAUCGUAUAGAAAUAAGAAUUAUGAAUCUCCUGUCACAGACGUGUCUCGGGCUGUCCUCGACUAAAGUCAUUCUUAGUCGACUAACACUCGAUUUGGUCAAUUAUUCGAUGUUGAUUUAAUCGACAGAUCUGUAAAACUGAGUUUCUCCAAGAAGAAUUGUGCAAAAGCAAACCUUUGAGUUGUGUGUUUACCAGAGAUGUGCUCAUAAUGUUCUUGGAAAUAAGUCCUUCAGCAUGAAAGAAGCAUAAAAAGAUGUAUAAUCUAUAGGAAUACACUCAACUCAAUACAAUAUGUUCUGGGUAUACCAUUUGAUUUUAUUUAACAAAAUGAGUCAAGACAAAUUGUCUUAAAUAACAAAAAGACUUAAUUAAAUUUCCCUAAACAAUCAAUCUUCUCACUGGUUUCAUUUUCGGAAUUAUUGAAGCUAAAAUACUGCGACAACUGUCUUUGAGAGUGACAUCAAAAGUAGAUGGCGUCCUUUUUAAAAAGAGUAUCGCGAUUACAUUUUCAUCACACUCAUUUCAAUCUUCACAUAUUUGCAUCGCGAUUUAAGCAUCUGACGAUUUAUCUUUCAUUUCUACUAAUCGACUCAAGAAAUCUCAGUAGACGAAGACAAAACGACUAAUAGAGGGCAGCCCUAGACAUGUCGCUCUUUAUCAACAAAGGUAGCACAGCCCAAAGCAGCUCAUGGACCGACUCUGACUGGUUUAAAUAAAUCAAAUCUAACUGUUGACUUUUUUCCAUCAGAAUGAAAUGUUGUGGUAUCUCAUGCCAUUUUAUAAGUGAUCAUCUGUGCUGAUGGGGAUUCAUCUCUGUGUCACCCGAGCCUCUACAAAUGCACCUUAGCAUCAGCAAUCAUUUUUAUAAACAAACAAAGUAGCAGGAUGACACCAUGUCAGUAGAGACACUGAAGCCUCUUUCUCGCAGUGCAAACACAGACGUGUGCACAAGGUGAGGCACUGGCGUCCUCACCACACCCAGCCUGUUUAUCUACAGCUAAAGUCACCGCUGUCACUCAUUGUGUUUGUGCCUUAUUUAUCUGUGUGAACUCACAACAUGAUUAAACAAGCUGAAAGGUGAUCGCUUCUAAGUUAUGUGUGUUUAACUGCAGUUCAGCAAAUUCAAGUUGAGUUGUAAGAUUCCCGUGUUAUAGGUGUGAACAGUUUCUUCUUGAUCUGAGUCAAAAAAUGUUUGUCCAACCUGUUUUUAGGAGUGAGUUUCCUCUUGUCUAAUGGUCCAUUUGUACCUGUUAGGAAACACUGCAGACAUUUGUUUAAAUGAAGAAAAUCAAAUAUACGUAUGUGUCCUCUUACCUGUAGUGCUGUUUAUCAAUGUAGAUUGUUUUGGUGUGAGUUGCAGAGUGUUGGAGAUAUCAGCUGUACAGAUGUCUGUCUUCUCUCAAUAUAAUGGAACUAGAUGCUCUCGGCUUGUGGAGCUCAAAGUAACAAAAAUACAUUAAAAAAAGUUCAACUGUCUCUUUCUGGAAAUCAUGACCCGGUUAGAGGAAAAAUAUGUGUUUUGUUUUUUUGGGGUGAACUUUAAGUUAGUAAUACUACAUUUUGAUUACUUAUUACGGCAAUUUAAUGCAGUGAGGUAAAAUUGAUGACGAUCUAAAACGCUCCUUUAAUGUAUUUUCUUUUGUCCAGAAAGUUUCUGUGUUGCAUUUGAAAACCUGUUACAGACCUGAUUACUGUGAAGAGUCAACCACUCAUGCUAAAACAAUGAGCCACUUUGUAUAGCAGAAGCAUCGGGUGUGUGAGUCCAGCAUGAGCUCCUCUUGAGUAAUAUUCUUACACUUCACAUGAAGUGCAAUCAGCAGCCAAAAUAAUUGUUUGCUUUGGGUCCAAAUGAUGUAAUUCCAGAGAACUGCCUUCAGACUCAUUGCCCAGCAGUGUGGGAUAAUUGUUACUGUAUUAUUUGAUGUUCUUCUGUCCUGUACACUGAAUGACAAACCCUGCUUGUAUCUGUGUACACACAGCUGAGGAGUGAUUGAAUGAAUAAACCUCCCCGGGUGUGGGACUGAUG